AUGACUCGCUCGGCCCUCUUGCCUAUCUUCCUGGCGCUUCUCUUUCCCUCGCCCGCUCAAUUCCCUCCCUUGCCACUCUGGCGCGCUCCAUGCUGUAUGCCAAACCACUGCCUCCUCCUUUGCUCCUGCGGUGAUCCUAUCCCGCCUCCCUUCACAUCUCCUCUGCACCCAUCCUUGCUCCUGUCUGCCCCCAUUGCCUCUUUGGCGAGUAACGUGCCAGUGCCCAUCCUUCCCCUUGCCUUCCGCAUUUCAGGUCAGGCGACCGUUCCUCGGCCCUUGACCUCCCAUCGUACUGCCGUCUCGUCCCCGAUCGGGCGAGCGAGACCCGCCUCCCCACCUUCCCUCAUGGCGCUGACGUAUUCCUGGGCGAGCGCGAGCCGACUCCCCGCCUCUCGUCACAAUGCUGGCAUGGAUCUGGCGAACGCGAGCCGUCUCCCUGCCUCCUGUCACGAUGCUGACGCGGAUCUGGCAAACGCGAGCCGCCUCCACGCCUCCCGCCACGAUGCUGACGCGGAUCUGGCAAACGUGAGCCGCCUUCCCGCCUCCUGGCACGAUGCUGACGCGGAUCUGGCGAGCGCGAGCCGCCUCCCCACCUCUCGUCAUGAUGCUGGCGUGGAUCUGGCAAACCCAAGCCGCCUCCCCGCCUCCCUUCACGAUGCUGACGCGGAUCCGGCAAAUGCGAUCCGCCUCCCCGCCUCCCGUCACAGCGCUAACGCAGAUCGGGUGAGCGUGCCCCGCCGCUGCGCCUCCCAUCUUGGGUCCGACGCAGAUCUGGCGACCGCAGUCCGCCUCUGCUCUUCUCUCCGACACGCACCUGAUGUCCGGACACAUGCGAUUCUUUACGCAGCUGGUUUCGCGCACCGCUUGUUCCAUCCGCCUCCUCCUUGCCUGACUAUGCCAUCUCGCCUACCUGCGUAG
Messenger RNA from Closterium sp. Naga37s-1, 918 nucleotides. Lineage: Eukaryota; Viridiplantae; Streptophyta; Zygnematophyceae; Desmidiales; Closteriaceae. The record is from the annotation of a GenBank genome assembly.